AGGGAGCGCACGACGUGCGCGCGCCCUCCGCCUCGUCCGCCGCUGCCGCCUCCUUCUUCUGCCGCUCCUGGUGCUGCCUGUGUGCUCCUUCAGUGCGGACCUGGUGCCUCUUUUGUGAAGCGGCAGCUGAGGAGACUCCGGCGUUCGCCAUGGCCGACGAGAAACCCAAGGAAGGAGUCAAGACUGAGAACAACGACCAUAUUAAUUUGAAGGUGGCGGGUCAGGAUGGCUCUGUGGUGCAGUUUAAAAUUAAGAGGCAUACACCACUUAGUAAACUAAUGAAAGCCUAUUGUGAACGACAGGGUUUGUCAAUGAGGCAGAUCAGAUUCCGGUUUGAUGGGCAGCCAAUCAAUGAAACAGACACACCUGCACAGUUGGAAAUGGAGGAUGAAGAUACGAUUGAUGUGUUCCAGCAGCAGACAGGAGGUGUCUACUAAAAAGGGAACCUGCUACUUUACUCCAGAAUUUUGUUAUAGACCAAGAAUACAUUCGCAAUUAGAAAGCCGCAAUUUGGUUCCACCACAUCCUGACUACUACAGUAUAGUUUUCUCUAUUCUUUCAUUUCCCUGUCCCCAUUUCUUUAUUGUACAUAAAGUAACUGGUGUAUGUGCACAAGCAUAUUGCGCUUUUUUCUUUUUUUUUUUUUCUUUUUUCUUUUUUAAACUAAAUGGCCAAUGUUCUGUUUUGAUUGACAGCAGAUGGAGGUGGUCUGGGGGAAAGUACUGGUUCUGUGAAAAUAUCCCCCUGCUCCAUUAGUGGCAUGCUCAUUCAGCUCUUAUCUUUAUAUUCCAGUAAGUUAUUUUGCUCUCAAUGUUUUAACAAAAGAACCCAACCACAAAAUCCUUGCAUACCUUGUUCGAUUGGAGAAUUUUAAUGUUUUUCAUUUAUCAUUGUAAAACCAAGGACAAUUUUAUAACUUUUUUGUACGUAGCUGUUACAUGUAGGGCGAUCUGUCUUUAAGUAGGGAUAAAUUACUCUUGAACAAAAUGAUCCUAGAUAGUUUUCCCUUCAAGUCAAGCGUCUUGUUGUUUAAAUAAACUUCUUGUUUAAAAUGA
Molecule: messenger RNA, 1055 nt
Organism: Chionomys nivalis (European snow vole)
Lineage: Eukaryota; Metazoa; Chordata; Mammalia; Rodentia; Cricetidae
Gene: Sumo2
Product: small ubiquitin like modifier 2
Exons: 4
Coding region: 150-437 (95 amino acids)
Biological process (GO): protein sumoylation
Cellular component (GO): nucleus
Molecular function (GO): ubiquitin-like protein ligase binding; protein tag activity
Source: RefSeq, a predicted model, not a curated record